Drosophila serrata is the source of this 2298-nucleotide messenger RNA. RefSeq names its product fatty-acid amide hydrolase 2. NCBI's taxonomy places the organism in Eukaryota, Metazoa, Arthropoda, Insecta, Diptera, Drosophilidae. The record is from RefSeq and is a predicted model, not a curated record. Gene Ontology annotation, cellular component: endomembrane system.
GCCUCGAACCAGCAGAGGUGCCAUUUGAUUUCCAUUUAAAUCCGUAUAUUUUGGUUCAUUUACAAUGCUAAAAUCGAUACUGACCUUGUUGCUGCUGCACCUGGAGGAGCUGUUGCUCAGGAUCCUGGGGUACAUCAUGCGCCGCUUCCUGCGCUCGGCCAUGAUUGUCUUCAGCUGGUUCGUUGUCCCCUAUAGCCGCUACACCAACAUCAAGGUGAUACGGCGCAAGCUGCCGCCCAUCCGGAGUCACUUGCUCGAGAUUCCCGCCGUCGACCUGGCCAAGCUGAUUCGCACGAGAAAGAUUAAAAGCGAAGAAGUUGUGGAAGCGUAUAUCGAGCGAUGUCGACAGGUAAAUCCCCUGAUCAAUGCCAUUGUUCAGGAUCGCUUCGAGGAGGCUCUGGAGGAGGCACGAGAAAUAGAUAACGUGAUAGCCAUGGGCAUCAACAGUGUAGAGUCCAUGGAGGAGCACACUCCCUUAUUGGGCAUACCGGUCACUGUCAAGGAGAGCAUCGCCGUCAAGGGGAUGACCAAUCAGGCGGGCCGCGUCUUUAAGACGCCGCAAAUAGCCAAGUCGGAUGCACCGGUGGUGGAGCAAAUCAAGCGCAGCGGCGGCAUCAUCCUACUGGUGUCCAACACACCGGAGCUGUGCCUGCUCUGGGAGACGUACAACAAUGUAACGGGUCAGACAAAGAAUCCGUAUGACCUGAAGCGCACGCCCGGCGGGUCAUCCGGCGGUGAGGCGGCGCUCCUGGCCAGCGGUGCCUCGCUGCUGGGCCUCACCUCUGACAUUGGCGGCUCCUCCCGCCUGCCCGCCAUGUUUAGCGGCAUUUGGGGUCACAAGCCCACGCCGUACGCGGUCUCCUUCCGGGGCCAUCACCCGACGAGUGACUUCCCGAAGUGGGGCGACUUCUUCACCAUCGCCCCGAUGACGCGUUACGCCAAGGAUUUGCCGCUGCUGCUCAAGUGUAUGAGCGAUCCGACGGGUCCCAAGCUGACGCUGGAUAGAGCGAUCAGUGUUAAUGGCAUCCGGUUCUUUUUCAUGGACAACGACGGGCCAUCGGGUAUGAUGAGGCCACUCAGCAGAGAUCUGCAUGCGGCCAUCAAUCGGGUGGCAAGCGACUUCAACGCCAAGCGGGUGAACAUCCGCAAGAUGAAGUGGUCGCUGGACAUUUCGCUGUCCGCAAUGCUGACCAUGAAGAAUAUCGAGACCAUCUACCAUAAGACGGAGGAGGGCGAACAGCCAAAGACCGUGUGCAAGGAGACGGUCAAGUACUUCUUCGGCUGCUCGGACAGCAUCCUGCCGUCGGUGAUCUUUGGCCACCUGCAGAACUUCAUGAAGAUCAUACCGAACUCGCGCCACAAGCACCUGGCCAGCAUAAUCGAGGCGCUCAAGACUGAAUUCAAGGAGAUGCUGGGCAACGACGGCGUCUUCCUCUACCCGACCUUUCCCAACACGGCGCACCAGCACUACCAGAUCUAUCACAAGCUCCUCGAGCCCAUGUACAUGGCCAUCUUCAAUACGCUGGGCCUCCCGGUGACCAAUUGCAUGAUCGGCCUGGACAGGCGCAACCUGCCCAUGGGUAUUCAGGUGGUGGCCAAUCCCGGCCAAGAUCAUCUCUGCCUGGCAGUGGCACGUGAAAUGGAGCGACGCUACGGCGGCUGGGUGCGUCCACCAUCGGAGGAAAGUCACAGCAACAGCAGCAGCACCAGCAAUGGCAGCGGCAGCGGCAGCGGAAGCGGAAGCAGUAAGCAGCGUGGCUAGUUGAAGCUUUAUCUGGAAUGGCUUUAUCCUGUGCUUCGUCGUGAUUCUUGUGUACUUUGUUUUGUUUUUUGUAGCUAAUUUUAUGCUCGAGCAGUUAGGGAAUUUCGGUGAGACUUUGUAGCGAUUUUAGACAAAUCACUGUUAUCAACCGGACCCGGAUCCGGUUGAAUGGAAGUAAGGAAUCCCUGAAGCAACCUAUGUAUUUUAUCCCCACACACAUCACACACUGGAGCUGGAGAGUUCUCCCUGUUCGCAAUCGAAUCCUUUCGUUUCCCGUUUCCUGUUUCGCAUUCACAUUACCCACAUUGUAUUAAAUUAUUGUCGAGAACUCUGAGCUUGUGCAUCGUAUUUGUAAUCGUAUUAUCUUUACCUAUACCAUAUAUGUAAAUAUUCGUCUAGCAACUAAGUGUUAGGUUUAUGUUGUCGCGCCCGGCAAGAUCGAAAAAUAUCCAGUAUGUGUAAUGUAUCAUCUCUUACGACUCUUGCAAAAAGAACCAAAUUCGUUGAAUAAAUACAUACGUAACUGAAAAUAUUAA